UUCGUCCCGCCCCCGUCCCGCGAGGUUGGGUUGGGUUGGGCUGCCUGGGCGCUGUAGCCAUGACGGCGCGCGGGACCCCGAGCCGCUUCCUGGCCAGUGUCCUCCACAACGGUCUGGGUCGCUACGUGCAGCAGCUGCAGCGUCUCAGCUUUAGCCUCAGUCGCGAUGCGCCCUCGUCCCGCGGCGCCAGGGAGUUCGUGGAAAGGGAGGUGGCAGACUUCGCCCGACGGAACCCGGGGGUCGUAAUAUACGUGAACUCGCGGCCGUGCUGUGUGCCCAGAGUAGUGGCCGAGUACCUUAACGGGGCUGUGCGCGAGGAGAGCAUCCACUGCAAGUCAGUGGCGGAGAUUGCGACGCUGGUGCAGAAACUGGCGGACCAGUCGGGCUUGGAAGUGAUCCGCAUCCGUAAGCCCUUCCACACGGACAGCCCUAGCAUCCAGGGCCAGUGGCACCCCUUCACCAACAAACCGACAACGUUGGGCGGGCUGCGCCCGCGAGAAGUCCAGGAUGCUGCCCCAGCCCAGGUGCAAGUGCCAUGAAGAGUUACCCCAACAACUCCAAUCCCAGGCUUUGGACUCUUGCCCCAGUGGAGGUGGUUCUUCCUCUUCUUCCUCUCUGGUUCAGGGGAUUCCAAGCCCACGCAGGCAGAUGGAGGCCACCAAAAGGGAAGUUGACGCCAAAGCUUUUGCUUGGGAUAAAGAAGAGCUGCUUGUCUUCGUUGCAUAGGAGGCGGGGCAGUGACUUUGUUAAGUCUCCUAAUUAUCGCCCAGUUGACAUCCUUGAAACCUGAUUCUUCAAGGAUUUUAUAGGCUUUUAUUUCUCUGUAAUCCAGACUGAUAAUAGUAAUCUCAAAUCCAGGUGUGGGGUUUCAAGACUGGCUUCUGAGGAAUCUCUGAUGUCCCAGUUCUUUCUUUCUUUUUUUUUUUUUUAAACAUUCAUUUUUGAGAGAGAGACAGUGUGUGUGGGGGGGGGGGGUGGGCAGAGAGAGAGGGAGACACAGAAUCCAAGGCAGGCUUCAGGCUCUAAGCUGUCAACACAGAGCCCAAUGUGGGGCUCAAACCCACAAACUGAGAUCAUGACCUGAGCCAAAGUGAAUGCUUAAUUGGCUGAGCCACCCAGGUGCCCCUCCCAUCCAUGUCCUAUUUCUGCAACCAUUGAACUAGAGAGAGCUAGCACCUUAGAUUCUGCUGCGAACCUGGCAUUAGGACAGUCACUUUACAUCCGUGUAAAUGUUUAGAUUAGAAAACUGAGGUUAAUAAACUUGCCCAAAGUUACACUUGA
Felis catus (domestic cat) is the source of this 1281-nucleotide messenger RNA. It is a transcript of the gene MRPL43, whose product is annotated as mitochondrial ribosomal protein L43. Gene Ontology annotation, cellular component: mitochondrial large ribosomal subunit. NCBI's taxonomy places the organism in Eukaryota, Metazoa, Chordata, Mammalia, Carnivora, Felidae. Gene Ontology annotation, biological process: mitochondrial translation. The record is from RefSeq and is a predicted model, not a curated record. Bases 60 to 539 code for a protein of 159 amino acids. The transcript has 3 exons. Gene Ontology annotation, molecular function: structural constituent of ribosome.